UAGCAGCCGGGCGUCGUGGUUUCGGUUGGCUGGGAGGAAGAGGAAUAACGAAUGUGGGAGCCAAGAAGAAUUCCUCGUUGGCGAACGGCGCUGGAGCGACAAUAUCCACAGGAUUUCUGAGACGUUUUACGGACUACACAUGUCUCCUUAGGGAAAUUUAGGGAAGUUUUCCCCUCACGCGUUCCCGGAUCGGAUAAGAUCACUCCAUCCUCUGACGGCUGGCUGACGCCCACAUACAGGAACUGACCGACCCAGAGCUCAUGGAUUCCUUAGUACUGGGAUUUCGCUUAAAUAUGACCUAGAACUGGGGAUUCAUUAUACUGUCUGUGAUUUUGAGUGGCCUUUGAGCUUUAUGAUUGUUCCAAAAAGAUUAGGGAAGGUUAGUCCUUUCCUACUAAAGAAAUGAGUGUGAGAGGAGGAAGCAACAGCAGCGUGGAGCUUGUCCAUCUCAACACCUCCUCACAGAACACCAGAAGUCUCGAUCCAGGAUGCUUUCUUCCCCACAACCCCUGCCCUCAUCUUUGGCCCUGAGACUACAGUGGGCUCCAUGAACAUGUACAGAGAUACAGGGGUGUGUGCCACCCCUCUUCCUCCACCCCAUCUCCGUCUACCCCUCCAUAAUGGCCACUCUUCCAUGGGCGAUCCAGCACCACCCCGCGUGUCAGUGCCCAAAAUGGGGGUUCGAGCUCGGAUUGCUGAGUGGCCUCCACGCAGGGCACUGUCAAGAGAAUCGCUGCUUGAGAAUGGCCAAGGCAAUCAUCCGGAUGACGUCAACAGUGAGGAUGGAGGUGUGACUAGGUUGCCACAGCGAGUAACCAGGGAUGGUGACUUCCUUGAAUCAGGUCCGAGGCCUCCAGGCACACCACCAAGGUUUCGGACUUCUGUAUUUGCUCCCCUCCGGCAGCGCUCCAACAGCGAGAUUACAUUAAGUGAGCAAGAUGAAUCGGAGGUCGAAAGUCGCUUGUUCCGGGAAUAUGGCAGUACCUCUUCCAUCAACGUACAGGCUGUGUCUGAGCAAAGCUUCUUUGACAUGCUCAAUCAGUUCCAACAGGAGCGGCCAGACCAGCGUAGCACAGCCCCUGCCAAGCUUGGGGAGCUGCUUGGUGCUUCUUUAGAGGGACCGUCUUCCCAUGCCUUCUUGUCAACACCACAGCCCGACGACCACCCGGAGAAUCGUGUACGCAAAAAGAGUGGGGGAACAGAGUCAUCCCUUGGCACCUCCUCUUUAUUCCGCAAACUCCGUAGCGCCAGUCGGGGUGAAACGGAGAAUCCACGAGGCGAUGCGGAUGACGCACGGCCCCCCGAGACAUUGUCUUCCAAACCCUGGCUAUGUGUGCGAAGUUUUGCCCACUAUGACUCUCAAAGCGUUCUGUUUGACUUGCACGAGGCAGCAGCUCGGCGUAGCUACGCCGCCCAACGGCGGAAUACGGCCACCGGAGCUUCGGCUGCCUCUUCGGCUGCUCUCUCUUUGGCAGUUUCCAGAGCUAUUGCUCUGGGGGGAGUGGAGCCCAACUUUUCUAGCACUGAUGACCUCAGUGUCAGAGACCUAUCAGAAGGAUCAACCCUAGGACUGGAACAUUCGGAGCAAGGUGGUCCAGCUAGCAUUAACCCCAACUCUCAGCAACAGUUGUUGCUGAGCUGCCCGCACUUUCUCAAUGAGACCGGAAGCUGUGGGGAACGUAACGUCAGCUUCUUGAGCUCGUGGGCAGAGCGAGGAGAGGCUGCUGUGGUGGAGGCUCAGCUACAUCUUCGCUGCAGUAAUGCCAGUGUGUCCAAACUGGAGGUACUUCCAGAAGAUCGGGCCACCAGGUUAGAGAGACUGCAGCAGCACUGCAUCGAGCAUGUUGACCUGGGUGCCAAAUACUACCAUGAGCACUUUUUUGGGAAAGAGCACUGGAACUACUUUGGCACCGAUGAGAAGCUGGGGCCCGUGGCUCUGAGUAUCCGGCGAGAGAAACUGGACGAUACCAAAGAUUUAAAGGACCAGUACCAGUACCGCAUCAUCUUUCGCACUAGUGAGCUGGUCACAUUGCGAGGAGCGAUACUGGAGGACGCUGUUCUGUCCACAGCGAAGCACGGAACGGUUCGUGGUUUGCCUUUAAAAGAAGUUCUGGAGUAUGUGCUGCCAGAGCUCAGCGUAUCUUGUCUGCGAUUGGCUCUCAGCACGCCAAAGGUCACAGAGCAGCUUCUUAAACUGGACGAGCAGGGGCUAAGUCAGAAACACAAAGUGGGCAUCCUGCUGUGUCGCGCGGGGCAGAGCACGGAGGAGGAGAUGUACAACAAUGAAGAGGCCACGCCAGCCUUCACCGCCUUCCUCGAUCUGCUGGGAGAAACUGUGUGUCUGAGGGGUUUCAACAAAUACGCUGCCCAGCUAGACACCAAAACGGACUCAACUGGAACACACUCCUUGUAUACCACCUAUCAGGACUACGAGAUCAUGUUUCACGUGUCCACCAUGCUUCCAUACAUGCCCAAUAAUCCUCAACAGCUCCUGAGGAAGAGGCACAUAGGAAAUGAUAUAGUCACGAUUAUAUUCCAGGAGCCGGGAGCCCAUCCGUUCACCCCACAGAAUAUUCGCUCUCACUUCCAGCACGUGUUCGUCAUUGUCCGUGUGCACAACCCUUGCUCUGACAACACCUGCUACAGUGUGGCAGUGACCCGCAUGAAGGACGUCCCUCCGUUUGGUCCGGCGAUACCUUCAAAUGGCAUGAUGUUCCGUGACCCCGCUGCCUUUCGUGCUUUUCUGCUGGCCAAGAUCAUUAAUGCAGAGAAUGCUGCGCACAAAUCAGAGAAGUUUCACGCCAUGGCAACCCGCACGCGCCAAGGAUACCUGCGGGACCUGGCGGAGAACUGUGUUUCCACUACACCGCUCGACACUGCUGGCAAACUGAACAACCUCAUCUCUCUGGCCUCCAAACGCAAAGAGCGCGUCCGGGCUCGCGAAGCAGCCGAAAUGGGUGCCGCCGGGGCGCUUGUUUGGCGCGUACUUGCGCAGGACUACAGUGGCGGAGGCGCCGAGCUUCCUUGUGCUCUUGCCAUCUCCAAUGAGUAUAUAGUGCUGGCGGACUGCUCCACCAAAGAGGUGGUGUUUAACUGUUUCUGUGCGGAUGUGAUUGGCUGGAUGGCAGAAAGACUUGCACUGAAGAUUUUCUAUGGAAGAGGAGACCACGUGGCCUUACGGGUACCCGAGGGCAGCGCGCACGAUAUCAGAGAGGUGCUGCAGAGACUUAAGGCAUUGACUGUAGGUUGUGAGACGGUUGAUAUGACAUUGCGACGUAAUGGUUUAGGCCAGCUUGGUUUCCAUGUGCGUUUGGACGGAACGGUGUCCGAGGUGGAGGAAUACGGUUUCGCUUGGCAGGCGGGACUCCGGCAGGGUAGCCGAUUGGUGGAAAUCUGCAAGGUUGCAGCGGUGACACUCUCCCAUGAUCAGAUGAUCGACUUACUGCGGACGUCUGUCACUGUAAAAGUGGUCAUUAUUCCACCUUAUGAAGAGGGUGGGGCCCGCAGGGGCUGUACGGAGGAGUACGAGAUGAAGAUGAUGGAGCAGAAGGGAGAAGCGGAGCCAGUGGCUGCAGGGUAUCGUGCGGGGCAGCGGACCCCAGUGUGGCGUUGGGACAGUCCCCCGGGUACACACAGCUCUGCCCAGCGCUGGACCCCCGGCGGACCCCCACCGGUCCCCAGCCGCACCCACAAAGCUCUGGUCCCCAUUCCAUACAGAGAGCCCCAGCACAUCUCUGUUAAAAGGCCUGUCAGUUACCCAGAGAACCAUUACAGUGUGUCUCCUCUUGGCGGGGACAGAGGGAUGGCGUACAGAAACCCUUCGGCUAGUUUCUCCAGUCCAGCCCCUGGGUUUAACUCCACUGCACUGGGAGUGCCGGGACUCAGCGGACCCUUCAUCCGCUAUAAACCCUCCCGAGACGGGUUUGGGUCAGUCCAGCGGCCUCUCCAGCCUUUUGACCCACAUGUUUCUAUCGACGGCUCCAGUGGGGAAUCAUCAUCUGGUUUCACUAGCCAAGAAAGCACGAUGGAACGCAACAAAUCAGAGCCCAUGUGGCAUGUUCCUGCGUCAUCACGAGGUGUGUCAGUCGCCUCCGCGCAGAGAAGACAAACCCGACAGGACGUUGCAGGGAAAGACUCUCCAAACCGGCACUCUAAGGGUGAGACACACUAUUCCAGUCACUCCAGCAGUAACACACUCUCCAGCAACGCUUCCAGCAGUCACAGUGACGAGCGCUGGUUUGACGGGAUGGGAGGUGGGGUUUCCGGUGUCCCGAGUGACCCCUCAGACCCCGACCCGGACUUAAUGGGCAAGGGAGGGUCCAGUGACAGUGGCAUCGAUGCUUCUCUCUACACACCGAGUCCCAACACUAAAGGAGCCAAACCUAGCCGCAGUCUUGCAGGAACGCCCCACAAACCCCUGCAUGGCUCUGCGACCUACAGCGGCUUGCAGGAUCUGUCGGGAGCCGGAGAAGGGCGGCGCAGGGAGUCGUCACCCGUCAUCGCUGCAUCAGCCAGUCAAAGCAGGAACUACCGCACACGAACAUUCCCCCCUCCGGGAUCGGCCAACGCUGACAACUUCAAAGCGAGGGCCUGCUAUACCCCUCAAGGGUUUAAGACCCCUGCUGUGGCCGAUAAACCCCGGCCUUUCAGAUCUUCAACAGUCACACCCGUGUCAGGAUCCGCCCAGCUGUCAAGCUCCGCCCCCAAGUCAUUAAGUAAAAGCAAGAGUGCAUGGCAACAGGAGGAGAACAUCACAGCAACCAGCACCACCUCCACUGACAGCAACAGCAACAAGCAGGUGGAUAUGAACAGUAAGAACGUGUUCGGACAGCCUCGGUUACGUGCCUCUCUGAGGGACCUGCGCUCACCACGCAGAACUCACAAGAGCACCGUUGAAGACGACUUGAAAAAGCUCAUCAUUAUGGACAACCCUGCGGAUACGCCAUCACGGGAUGCGUCUCCUCAUCGGACCCUGCAACGUACUUUCUCAGAUGAGAGUCUGUGCAGUGGACGGAGAGAUUCUAGUUAUGCAAGCACGCCUCUUUUUGAAGGACAAGUGCCGCCCAGUGACCUUCUCUUCACAUGCACGCUGCCUAUUCGUCGCCACGGUCACAACACCAACCAUGGAGCCCUCAUGCCCAGUAAGAAAGUACCGUUGUCUGCAUCAGAGUUGUCAUUGACUGAGGUGAGGGAUAAGGUUCCUCCUCUCAGAAGACUGGACCCUGGACUCAUACCUCUUCCUGACACUGCCUGUGGACUGGAGUGGUCCAGCCUCGUCAAUGCAGCCAAAGCAUAUGAAGUGCAAAGAGCUGUUUCUUUGUUCUCAUUGUCUGAGUCUCACGCGGGCAGCAAUGAGCUGAGACCCGUCAUCAGUCCGGUGCCUUUCCACACGCCACAGACUCCCCGCACCACUCCGACUUUCAGCAGUGAAGAGGCUCCUAAUGACCUGUCUGGGCGUCUGUAUCAUCUGGAAGUCAUGCUGAAACAGCUGAACACUGAUCUGGAAAAAGAGAAACAAGACAAGGCCGUGUUGUUAGCAGAGAUGGCUAAUCUGAGGCACAACAACCAGCGUCUGCAGGAGGAAUCGCACUCAGCCAGUGAACAGCUCCGCAAGUUCAGUAAACUCUUAUCCUCCACCAUUCCUGAGAGGAAAUGAGUGCUUCCUGCCUUUUCAUUUACGAAGAGAAGAUGAGAGGGGAUCUUCACGUACCUGUACUGUGCCUAAUAUGGCAUGUUUAGCUCAUUUAAUUCAAAGUCUCGUAUCGCCCAGUUCAUCCACUGUCCCGCCCGCCCUCAUAUAAGGCAAGUCUGCCAGACCUGUGAGCUUCAUGAGAGUGUGACGGAGGGAAACCGAGAGUUUUUGCGGGUCAGCCAGAUGACUUGAGACUUUAAAGCUUUAAAUUAAAGCCGGUACAGAAGUACGAAGUAUAUUUUCCCACACACACACACACACAAGCGAGCUCUUUAUCUGAUUGAACUACUUUCGGAACUAUUUUCUCAUCGUAGAUUUAUUUUUGUACUCGACGAUUCGACACAAAGCUUGAGCCAGUGAAACGGAGAGGCCUAUUUACUGCACAGUCAGCUCAACAGCCAAAAAACAAAUCAAAAAACAGAUUUCCCAGCACGUCGAGGGAAAUCACGGUACUGUAAGCGUGAGGAGAGGUACAGUGCUCUGGGAAAGUCUAAUUAUAAACCACAUGUGCAGGUACAGACGCUGUUGUAUUCAUAUUUCUAUUCAACGGAGAGGCAAUUGUACAAACCAUCCCUCAUCUCAACAAAUGUUCAACGCAGACUGAAAGCCCUCUGCAAUAACAGCUCUAAAACUGUGAUGUUCCACCCAAGUCUUUGAUCGUCUCCUCUGUGCAUGGACAUCGUGACAGUGUCAUGUGACAGGAAUUGCCACUAUAGCACUGUGUGUAAACUUGGGCCGCUCUGUCAGAUUCCGACACUGUAUAUGAAUAUGCAAAGCCGACUCUAAGAAGCCCUAGUCAGCUGUGUUCAGACUCUAUUUUUCUAUUUGUAUUAAGUUCAGGUUUAUCAGGUGAAACGACUGUUGGCAAUAGAUGGCUGUUUUCAACUUCUAGACAGAUCAUCGUGUUUACAAGACGAUCCGCGCCGCACUCGGGACUGCAGUUGUUUAUGAGCUCUGGAAAAUCCUAACUGGAAUAACCGUCGAAUAUGGUUUAACAUGUACCCCAUGUUACUGUGUACAUGUCUGCCUUAAAAGUGGUCAUCCGUGACCAGUGAUGUGUUGUGAUUUACGACCCAUGUCGGCUCUCUCCAUCCCUUUAACCUGACGCGACUGGAAAAAGAUCUCCUCCUCUCUCAGGACCCGUAAGCUGCCCUCUCGAUGACCUGAUCUCUAAUUCCUCUGACCUAUUUAUUCACACCAAGCGAAAGCACUGCAUAUUGCAUUAGUCAUCAUAAGUGAAAAUGAUGUCUCCGCUCUUCUCAGACACACAAAAAACAACUAUAUACAUCCUAGCACUGUAAAACGCAAAGGUUUUUAUUUAUGGGGUGAGGGAUACAAAUAAUAAGCCCUGACAUCAUUCUUUGCAGCUGUUUAGUAGUGUAAUUGUAUAGUGCUUUUAUACUAAGCUUUAAACGUUACAUGUUCUCCCCACUAUUAAUGAGGAUAAAAAUACAUUUAAAGGGACAGGUUCUAUUUAUUCUCACCCUCAUGUCGUUCCAAACCCGUAUGACUUUCUUUUCUCUGUGGAAUAUCGUUUGAAGAAUUUGGUCCCCAUUGAGUUACAUUGUAUUUUACGUCCAUCUAAAGAAAGUCGAUGGGUUUGAGUAGAUAACGACAUGAAUUUUCCCUUUAAAUGAAAGUCUGUAUACAUGUUGGAAGCUUUUAGUUACACAUGGUCACAUUAUCAUAUGAUAAGCUCAUUCAUCCCCUCGUUUAGAUCAGAUUUUCUCAUCUCAUUGCUGUGACUACAAGAGAUUCACCCACUGUGUUUUUUUCUGUCAAUGAAGUGGGAGGUUUCUCAGACUCUUGGUGUGUCGCUCGGUUCCUGGGUGUCAUAUCUACACCAUGGAUUGUCUUAUGAUUUCUGUUUGUAUGCUUGUUUGAUAGUCGGGUGGAGGUGUUUCGAAUUAAGUUUGUUUUUAGGGAUAAAUAUGAAUAAUAUACUUGUGAAAACAUCUAUGUGCAUCUGUGUUGCGCAUUCUUAAAUCAUGGCAAAUUAUAUAGUCCAGCUGUAAUAUUUGAAGGUUUAUUUUUAUGUGUAAUAUUUUGACUAUUUAUUUUGAUUCUCUUUUUUUUUUCGUUCGUUCUUUUUAUAAAUACGAAAAGACAAAUUCAAGGUGAAAAUUCAAGAUUACAGAUUUGGUAACGUUAUUGGAGGGUACUGAGUCUAUGUAUUUUUUUAGUUUUUCUUUUAUAUUUUGUUUGAUUCAUGAUCUUUUGUACAAAGCUGAUUUUAUCCUUUGUUUCUUAUUUUUAAACUUUAUUGUAAUUCACAUUUUGUCUCUGUUUCCGUUAGCUUCAUGCAUGAAACAGCGGCUCUGAUGCCUUGAUUUAACUAUUGAUAACUGAUUGAUCUUUCAGUUUCUUUUAGGGAUGUUGUAUCAAUGAGUGUACAUUUAAUAAGUGUAAAUUAUGUUUUCAUUAUUUUAUAAAAAAAUAUAUUAAAAUAUUUCAUAAUGAUA
Molecule: messenger RNA, 8154 nt
Organism: Pimephales promelas (fathead minnow)
Lineage: Eukaryota; Metazoa; Chordata; Actinopteri; Cypriniformes; Leuciscidae
Gene: sipa1l3
Product: signal-induced proliferation-associated 1 like 3
Biological process (GO): regulation of small GTPase mediated signal transduction; establishment of epithelial cell polarity; epithelial cell morphogenesis
Cellular component (GO): Golgi apparatus; plasma membrane; cytoplasm
Molecular function (GO): protein binding; GTPase activator activity
Source: RefSeq, a predicted model, not a curated record